Messenger RNA from Populus trichocarpa (black cottonwood), 735 nucleotides. Its product is annotated as protein yippee-like At4g27745. The record is from RefSeq and is a predicted model, not a curated record. Bases 212 to 532 code for a protein of 106 amino acids. The transcript has 4 exons. Lineage: Eukaryota; Viridiplantae; Streptophyta; Magnoliopsida; Malpighiales; Salicaceae.
AGGAUGCUAACCACCAUGAUCAUCAGCUCAAAAUAUUGCGCACAAGCCUCUCUCCCUCUUCCAAUCUCUCUCUCUCUAGGAUCUCAUUAAAUCAUAGACUAGAGUCACUAGACUACUCAAAAGCCAUGAACCCCAAGCCACAGUGGUCAGACUUUUGGGCCAUCAUUGAAUUUGUUGUAGUAAGGUGUUUAGACAUUGAAACUGUUGAUUAAUGGCGGAAUUCGUGGGUCCAAGGUUGUACAGCUGUUGUAAUUGUCGAAACCAUGUUUCACUUCAUGAUGAUAUAAUUUCUAAGGCUUUCCAGGGAAGACAUGGUCGAGCCUUUUUGUUCUCUCAUGCGAUGAAUAUUGUCGUGGGACCUAAAGAAGAUAGGCAUCUCUUGACUGGUCUCCACACUGUUGCUGAUAUAUCUUGUGCCGAUUGUCGUGAGGUGUUGGGUUGGAAGUAUGAAAGAGCUUAUGAGGCAUCUCAGAAGUACAAGGAAGGGAAAUACAUAUUUGAGAAGUUGAAGAUUGUUAAGGAGAACUGGUAGCACCCCAUCAGAGUCCCUUUAAUUAUUCCAGUGUUUGACUCAGCAGCUGCAUUGUUGCUUGGUGAUGUUCAUCUUGUACAGGAAUUUAUCAACCAAUUGAAAUUGUCAAUUGUUCUUAGUAGUUCAUUCUUGUCAUGUUCCCUGUAUGAAAGAUGGUUGGAUUCUCAAUUUCCUUGUUAAUAGAAUUGCGAUUUACCUGAAAA